Messenger RNA from Ogataea parapolymorpha DL-1, 471 nucleotides. RefSeq lists its product as uncharacterized. Bases 1 to 471 code for a protein of 156 amino acids. The transcript has a single exon. Lineage: Eukaryota; Fungi; Ascomycota; Pichiomycetes; Pichiales; Pichiaceae. The record is from RefSeq and is a predicted model, not a curated record.
AUGAGCUACGAUUACGACUUGACUGUCAGCAUGGUUCUGGCCUCUCUCAGAACUGCUAUCCUUACGGCAUCAAGAUAUAUUUCCCAGUUCAAACAAGCCUAUCCCGAAAUCUGGUCGUUAUUCAUGUACUUUCUUGUGCUCUACGUGAGUGCUAAACUGGUGCUUAGAAUGGCCAGAAUGAUCUACAGAACGUUUGUCAACACAAUAAAGCUGGUGAUCUUUCUUGCUGCCGUUGCCGUGGCGAUCCAACUGUGGAACAAUAAGCCUGAACUGGCGGAAUUAGUGCCUCAAAUCCAGUAUACUCUGAUUCAGCUGUAUCGUCUGCUAAAGAUGAUUGUUACAUUUUUGGCAGGAACGCUGACCAGAUUCGACUGGAGGAAUUUUUCAAAGGUGGAUCUAGACCGCCUACUGGACUCUCUGAAGGCCACGCGGAGCCAAUUCGAGACUCUCUUCCAGCUGAGACUGGACUAA